ACCAUGCACACUUUCAAUGGCAGCGACGCGGAUUCAGUCACGUCGGUUUCUGACAUCACCGACAAGCUCAACCUCAAAGCGCGAGGCAAGCUUCGUCAGCCUGCGCCACUGCUCAUCAGCAGCUUGGGCACGUCUGUUCCUGAAGCGCCACAUGCCGUCUCCGUGUGCAUGCCGGCGUGGCAGGACAACGUCGACUACGAGGAGGGCCGCGCUCGCGUUCACGACCAGCUCCAGAGCGGCUACCCCCGAUUCUGCUUCCAUCGAGCAGUCAAAGUGCUCGCCAAAUUGGGAUUGGUGAUGGCUGGAUUGGACGGAACAACGCAUGGAUGCCUGUGUCUACCCGCGGAAUGGAUCGCCAAGCGCUGCCGGGACUUUAUCCUAGCAAGAGCAAGCCUCGAUGAGAGCCUGCGGGGGUCGAACGAUGAUGCGGUUCAAAUACAUUUGCUGGACUUUCAGCCCGAGGCAAUCAAACUUCCAACAGUCGCGGUCGUCACGUACCCGGUAUCGUUGCAAGCGAUUGCCAAGAGCUACUGGCAGCAUUCUGGGGAAAUUGUGUCUUCGCGCCUUGCCGAGAGACUCGUCAAGGAAGCCGUUUUGCAAACCAAGCGGCAAUGGCCCGCAGAGUUGCUGCAAGAGCUCCAGGCCACGGCGGGCGUUGAGCAGGAUCGAGAAGAAGUUGACGAGUUUAUCGAGGAACAUUUUGGCCGAAAUCUCAUUGCGGACGGCGCGACAGCCAAGCUGCGCAUCCGGCAACGGUUGGCAGCGCUUGUCGAGCAUGACCCGAGGGAUGUGUUUCUCUACCCCACCGGCAUGAAUGCCAUCUUUGCUGCUUUUCAACUCCUGCAUCAGCAGCAUCCUACGCGGAAGAGCAUCAUGUUUGGCUUUCCGUAUCUUGACACGCUCAAAAUCCUGCAAAAGUUCGGGCCAGGCGCGUACUUCCUGGGCCAAGGUGAUGAACAAGACAUGCAAGAGCUCGAGCGCCUGCUUCGAACAGAACCCAUCCUUGCCGUGUUUUGCGAGGUGCCGAGCAACCCAUUGUGCAAAACCCCGGAUCUGAAGCGCCUUGCAGCGCUUGCGCAUCACCAUGGCGCCGCCGUCGUGGUGGACGACACCAUCGGCAAUCCCUACAAUGUCCGAGUCCACCCUCACGCAGAUCUUGUCGCAACAAGUCUGACCAAGUUGUUUUCGGGUGCCAGCAACGUGAUGGGAGGCAGCAUUGUCGUAAGCAAGCACAGCCCGCAGUAUCUCGAACUGCAUUCAAGGCUGCAGGCUACGUUCGAGGACACUUACUUUGACGACGAUGCCAUUUUUCUGGAGCGCAAUUCGCGGGACUUUCAAACGCGAGCCCAGCUUGCCAACAAGAAUACGGAAAAGCUCUGUGAUUUUUUGCGAGAGCAACCUCUGCUUCGCGAAAUCCAUUUUCCCAAGUUCUCGUGCUUGGACCAGUACCUUGGUUGCAAGCUUGAACGGGGUGGAUAUGGCAGCCUGUUUUCGAUUGUGUUUGACAACGACAAGCAGGCACAGAUCUUUUUCGACGCGCUGAAUGUGAACAAGGGCCCCAGCUUGGGCACCAACUUUACCCUGUGUUGCCCAUAUACGAUUCUGGCGCACUACACGGAGCUCGAUUUUGCCCAGCAAUACGGAAUUUCCUCGACGUUGGUUCGAGUCGCCGUCGGGCUGGAAGAGUACCAGUCUAUUCGUAGUGCAUUCGAGUGUGCACUUGCGGCGCUGUCGGCCAGCAAGGCCUCGGAAAGCGAGAAAUAGUGUCGCGUGUGUUUUGUCUUUUCUGCGAUCAAGGGGGUUGACAAGCAUGCUUUGUGUGUCGAUGCCAAUAAAUUACUUCAGUUGCCCUA
This is a messenger RNA of Capsaspora owczarzaki ATCC 30864, 1853 nucleotides long. Its product is annotated as cystathionine gamma-synthase. The coding region runs from base 4 to 1764 and encodes 586 amino acids. Gene Ontology annotation, biological process: transsulfuration. NCBI's taxonomy places the organism in Eukaryota, Filasterea, Ministeriida, Capsasporidae. The transcript has 6 exons. The record is from RefSeq and is a predicted model, not a curated record. Gene Ontology annotation, molecular function: cystathionine gamma-synthase activity; pyridoxal phosphate binding.